Messenger RNA from Dermacentor silvarum, 1518 nucleotides. Its product is annotated as beta-1,4-N-acetylgalactosaminyltransferase bre-4. The record is from RefSeq and is a predicted model, not a curated record. Lineage: Eukaryota; Metazoa; Arthropoda; Arachnida; Ixodida; Ixodidae. Gene Ontology annotation, molecular function: N-acetyl-beta-glucosaminyl-derivative 4-beta-N-acetylgalactosaminyltransferase activity. Gene Ontology annotation, biological process: glycosphingolipid biosynthetic process; carbohydrate metabolic process. Bases 407 to 1462 code for a protein of 351 amino acids. The transcript is spliced from 8 exons.
CAGCGGCACCAGUCCCCGGCGUGAAUUCACCUGUUUCAUAUAAGUCGCCCUUUCAACGGAAAUAUUCCUGAUCUAGUUGCUCAAACUGUGCGCGAAUGCACCCAUAACGUAAAGAAGCUUUCACAAACUUCGGUGCACCGCGACGCCACUGCCGGAUUCCCGCGUUGUCUGAGUGAUCUCACGCAAGCUUACAAGUUCAACCGAAGGCGCCCCGCCACUGUUCAUCAGACGUAAGGAGAGAAAUGACCAAAUUACCGUAUGCUAUAAUUCCCUGAUUCACUUUGGGAAACUGCGACGACUGCCCUCUGUUAGGUGGCCACGACUUCAAAUACCAGUGAAGGUUCCGGUUGUGGCUGCACAAAACCACAGUUUUCAAGGUGCCGGGAUUUUAGCCGCGUUAGGAGCGAUGGUCCGCAGCAUUUUCUUUAAGGUAGCCACAGGCUGUGUGCUGCUAUACAUACUCAUGGAUGUCUGCUUCGACGUGAAGGGACUCACAGAAGCAGGUUUAAAAACUAUGCUUCGAAGUUUCCCCGUUGUCGACAAAAUACCCGAGGCCGCUGCAAAACGGCAAACUAGCACCCUGACACCGAAUCAAAACCAUGGAAUUACCGGAGUUCCAGCAGACGUACUGAGCGACAGCACUAUGGGUAAUCUUUCAGCGUGGAAGUUAUGCCCCCCUAUACCCCCAAAUCUGGUUGGUUACAUACCCACGAAGAUGGAUGUGCCAUCCUUAGAAGCUGUAGAAGGCGAAUUCCCUGACGUAAUGGUUGGCGGCCACUUCCGACCCAAGGAAUGCACAUCCCGGCACAAGUUGGCUAUCCUCAUACCAUAUCGAAACCGGGCAGAACACCUCAAAAUAUUUGUAUACAACAUUCAUCGGGUGCUGGCGAGACAGCAGAUUGACUAUGGUGUCUUUGUCAUUGAGCAGGGCGAUAGUCAGAAUUUUAAUCGUGCUAAGCUCCUAAACGUUGGAUUCAUGGAGUCUACAGCACUGUACGACUAUGAGUGCUUCGUGUUCCAUGACAUCGACCUGGUGCCAGUCGACGAUCGCAAUGUCUACACUUGUCCUCAGCGGCCUCGGCACAUGUCUGUAAGGAUAGACUCCCGAUCAGGUGUUCCCUAUCCUUUGAUGUUUGGAGGAGUUAGUGCGUUGAGCAAGGAGCUAAUGUUACGGGCCAACGGCUACUCCAACCUCUACUGGGGUUGGGGAGGAGAGGACGACGACAUAUCAUUGAGGCUGAAACACAUCAACCAGACUAUUCUCAGACGUCCUGAGCACAUUGCGAGGUACAAGUCUCUGAGCCACGGGAAAAGUAAAGCAAAUCCAGUCAGGUUUCGCCUAAUUAACCAAUGGCAACAGCGCUACAAGAAGGAUGGCUUGAACAGCUUGAAGUACAGGAUCAUGGAUGUAGCCUUUAAGAAACUCUACACGUGGAUACUCGUUGAUCUCAGAGAGCCAUAGAUGCCGUAUUUGCUCAACAGAACUUGUUUUUUAGUACUUUGAAAUAUUGGCUGAUC